AUGCAAGGACAAUUGAAGCUGACGGAAAUUUCGCGAAUGAUGCAAGUUCAGACCUACAAAACUCCUCCUAUGUCUAUAGCUUUGCCUAUUGAGCAUGAAGACGAAUAUGAAAAGAACAGACUGACGCGAGAUGAGCCUAAAUGGAGCGGAUGGAAGGGCAAAGAAAGAUCGAAUUACCUCACUAUGGGCACGGGUGGGAGGGCAAAGAUCGAAGACACUGGGCACGCAUGGGAGGGCAAAGAACGAUCCAAUUACCUUACUCUGGGUAUGGGUGGGAGGGCAAAGAUCGAAGACACUGGGCACGUAUGGGAGGGCAAAGAACGAUCCAAUUACCUUACUCUGGGUAUGGGUGGGAGGGCAAAGAUCGAAGACACUGGGCACGCAUGGGAGGGCAAAGAACGAUCCAAUUACCUUACUCUGGGUAUGGGUGGGAGGGCAAAGAUCGAAGACACUGGGCACGCAUGGGAGGGCAAAGAACGAUCCAAUUACCUUACUCUGGGUAUGGGUGGGAGGGCAAAGAUCGAAGACACUGGGCACGCAUGGGAGGGCAAAGAACGAUCCAAUUACCUUACUCUGGGUAUGGGUGGGAGGGCAAAGAUCGAAGACACUGGGCACGCAUGGGAGGGCAAAGAACGAUCUAAUUACCUUACUCUGGGUAUGGGUGGGAGGGCAAAGAUCGAAGACACUGGGCACGCAUGGGAGGGCAAAGAACGAUCCGGUUAUACCUUUACUCCAGGAGUCAAUAUUUACUCUGGGACGGGUGGGAGGGCAAAGAACGGUCAAUAUUUACUCUGGGACGGGUGGGAGGGCAAAGAACGGAGUGGGUGGGAGGGCAGAACGGUCGAUACUCCAGGCGUGGGUGGGAGGGCAAAGAACGAUCCAAUUACCUUACUCCAGGAGUGGGUGGGAGGGCAAAUAACGGUUCAUACCUACUCCUGGCACGGGUGGGAGGGCAUAGAACGAUCGAAGGCUCUCCAUCUGGACGAGUCUUCGGGUCCCAUAAGUGAUGACAGCUAUUCAUUUGCUCUACUCAAAGGAACCGAGUCGUGA
This is a messenger RNA of Penicillium paradoxum, 1050 nucleotides long. RefSeq lists its product as uncharacterized. The record is from RefSeq and is a predicted model, not a curated record. The coding region runs from base 1 to 1050 and encodes 349 amino acids. The transcript has 24 exons. Lineage: Eukaryota; Fungi; Ascomycota; Eurotiomycetes; Eurotiales; Aspergillaceae.